CUGGGGCUGGAGCUGGAGCCCGAGGCCAUCCUGACCUUUGCCCCUGCUCCCCCCAGGUGCCAGGAUGUCGGACAGGACCCAGGCGCAGGGCGCUGAGCACGGUGGCACCCCCAGAGCCGAGGGCCAGGCCAGCGCUGGGGCAGCCCUGGACCGUGGCCCCGAGCCGGAGGGGUCAGACGAGGCCGGGGCACGCUACUUGUGCACGGUGUGCAACCGGGCCUUCUCGCAGAGCUCCACGCUGAUCGUGCACCGGCGCUCGCACUCGGGGGAGCGCCCCUACGCCUGCGAGGACUGCGUGCGGCGGCCCCGCACCCCCCCCGGCGAGCGGCCCUACCGCUGCCCCGACUGCCCCAAGGCCUUCGCCCAGAGCUCCCACCUGGCCACUCACCGGCGCAGCCACACGGGCGAGCGGCCCUACCGCUGCCCCGACUGCCCCAAGGCCUUCGCCCAGAGCUCCCACCUGGCCACUCACCGGCGCAGCCACACGGGCGAGCGGCCCUACCGCUGCCCCGACUGCCCCAAGGCCUUCGCCCAGAGCUCCCACCUGGCCACUCACCGGCGCAGCCACACGGGCGAGCGGCCCUACCGCUGCCCCGACUGCCCCAAGGCCUUCGCCCAGAGCUCGGCGCUCACCGUGCACCGCCGCACGCACACCGGCGAGCAGCCCUACGUCUGCGCCCAGUGCGGCAAGUGCUUCCACCGCAGCUCCAACCUCAUCCGCCACCAGCGCACCCACACAGCCGAGCGUCCCUUCCGGUGCCCGCAGUGUGGCCGCGGCUUCCAUCGUCGCUCCAACAUGGUGGUGCACCAGCGUGUCCACGCUGGCGGCCAGGGGCUCCAGGCUGGCGAGGACCCGGCCCGCUGGGUGCCCGGCUGCAGAGGUGCAGACGCUGUAGCCCUACGUACCCCCGUGCCGGCGGAGACGGAGACUUGGGAUUCUCCGUGCCGUGUUGCGGGGACAGAGGACCCUGUAGCCCCCUUGGCCGUGCGAGGAGCCCUAUGAGACGGGGGACUGUAACAUCCUCACCAAUCUCAUCCUCUCUCCAGCCCCGCAGCCGUGCCCUGCUCCACGUGCACCGGGCAUCGGUGUCUCUGACAGCCUGGCCAGCCUGAGGGCAGGGGAGCCUUCCCCACGGCAAGGGACUGGAAGAACUUGCCCCACCAAGCUCCUCAAAGGGAAGUGAAGCAGGGACUCCCAAGUGCCCAUGAGUGGAAACAGCCACCCUUAGACAGAUCCAGAGGUUGGGUGAUGAUGCUGGAGGGAUUCCAGCUGCAAGUAAGGGGUCGCAAAGUAAUCACAGGAGCGAGUCAUCCAGGGGAAGGUAACCACAGUUUUCCAGGGGAGGCGGUGCCCGCUACGUCCAGAGAUGCUCUGAUGGCUUGGACACGAGCCGCAGGGUGCAACCUCAGGCCCGAUGGUUAGAGCAUGCUCGUAAUCCAUGAACAGCACCUGGGCAGAUCCUCCGCUCAGUGCCUGGAUCACGCAAGAGCUGGUCGCGCUCCGGCUCCCGACCAGGGGACUUUUGCUCUGCUCACUCGCGGCUCUGCCGUCGGUCCCCCAGCACCAGAGACGCAGCGUGGGCUGGGGCUCCGGGUCUGGAAGAGAGGGGUCGGUGCUCGGGGAAGUGCAGAUGUGGGGCGCGAGGUUGUGCCUGGGGACAAGAUGGUGUGCGAUGUGGGAGAUGCUUACCUUUUGUAAUAAAACCGUUGUGCUGUUUUGCGAGACCAAUGAGGAAGAGCUGCGGGUUUU
Messenger RNA from Alligator sinensis (Chinese alligator), 1750 nucleotides. RefSeq names its product zinc finger protein 239-like. Gene Ontology annotation, biological process: regulation of transcription by RNA polymerase II. Lineage: Eukaryota; Metazoa; Chordata; Crocodylia; Alligatoridae. Bases 65 to 1003 code for a protein of 312 amino acids. The transcript is spliced from 2 exons. Gene Ontology annotation, molecular function: DNA-binding transcription factor activity; RNA polymerase II cis-regulatory region sequence-specific DNA binding. The record is from RefSeq and is a predicted model, not a curated record.